Pseudo-nitzschia multistriata is the source of this 3319-nucleotide messenger RNA. The record is from the annotation of a GenBank genome assembly. Lineage: Eukaryota; Bacillariophyta; Bacillariophyceae; Bacillariales; Bacillariaceae.
AAAUACAGCCCAGYACACAGCACCGAAGCGGUAGUUUCGUUUCGUUCCGUUCUGCCAUGGAAUCCUUUGUCUGGACGCCGGCGAAURAAACCACYGGCGRCAUCCGCAACRACAACGGCAACGACAACAAGAGCGAGUGGCGCGUUGUGGUCGACUGCCUGCGGUCCACAAGGAUCUACGACAGCGACCCGCAGUCCCUCCGGAAGCAGUCCCACGCGGCCUGGAAGAAGGAGCUCCACCUCACCCGCUUUGCCAACCAGGAACUCCCGGAGGCCCUCUGGGGGUCCAACUUUUUGUCCCUGACCUGCUCUCCCGCCAACCGCGACAUUAACGGCAACGAAAACGGCAACGAAAACGGCAACGACAACAAGAACGGCAAUGGCAGCAGCAGCAGCGGCGGCGGCGGUUCGACGCGGAUUUCCUUUUGUGCCCUCGAGGCCCUGCGGACCUGGGCCCUGAUGGACAUGGAGCGCGGGCCCGGCGAUUCCCCCAGGCCCACCGUCUUUCCCCAUUCGUCGGGCGCCGUUCCCGAUGCGUGGGACUACACCUACACCACCAACUACGCGGGGUCCGUGGAAGCUUUCCCCCAAGGCSCCUCCGUUUCUCCGCAGGCGGCCCAGCCGGACGGAACGACGGUGUACGCCACCAGGGUCGAACCCAUCGGAAGGGGAACCGGGCCGGAACAAGGCUUCGGCCGUUCGACACCAACGACCUCCUUCGAAAAGCUUUCCAAACCGCAAACGCCGGCCGAAGCUGCGGUCCUCCAACGGUUCGCGAUCGCCGCCGAGCUCCGGCCCCCGCUCUGCAAGUGCGUCGGGGGCCGGAUGAUMUGCGCGGGGGUGGCGCGGACCCUGCGGAACCGGCGGGGGGGGAGAGACGGUUCGCCGGAAGCCUCCUUCCCGCGAGAGAACACGGGCCGGCCUUUCCCACCUUCUGCCACCGCCGACCCACCGGCCGCGUCCCCGGGGUGGACGCCCCUCGGCGCCUCCCCUUGUGCCCCCGCCUUUGACCUGGAAGGGCUGCUGAACGACCAGCGGUCCCUUCCGCUGUACUCGACGGGGACGAUCCCGCUGUGGAUCCAGAACCUCGAUCCGCACAGCUAUUCCUUUCUGACCGUGGCGGCGGUCGUCUUUGGGGGGRGMRSGGCGCAAGCCCACGGUUUUCUGGCCGUCGUCCUGCGCUGCUUCGUGCGGGUCAACGGGGUCGGGGCGAGGCUGGUCGACGCCAGGUUCCUCUUCCGGGAAGAAGAAGGGGAGGAGGAACAACAGGCCGGGCCACGGGAGAGRGAUUCCCGGCCCAUUCGAGACGCAGAGGGCAGCRMAAACAMAAGCAAGAGCAACCACCAAACGAAAGGCGGAMRGCMRAMCCGAAAACUCGUCGUUCUCCGGGAGCGGUCCUGGAGGGAAGGGACCUGGGAGCAAUACACGGCGGGAAUGAGAAAGGGCCAGGCGCUCGGGACGGACCUCGAACAGGGGAAGCGUGCCUCCAAGAAUCUCCCCCACAAAAUGCCCCCCAGGGUGGACCGGAUGGUGCUCUGGGAAAGCGACGGGGACCRCAAAAGGGAGGCCCCCACGGCUGGCGCUGGGGGUGCCAGCGGCGUUGCCAGCGACAGCGACAGCACCGACGGAACCGACGAAGCCAAGGCAUCUCGGAUUCGUCGACCCCACCACCACCACCACCACCAUACAGAGGCAAACGAUCUCCGAGGCUGCCAAGGUCUUGGUCGACCUCCUUCAUUCAACGACGGUGGUGCUGCUUCCUUGGUGCAAAGCGAAGCAUGGACCGUUUCCGUGCCGUGGAACAGGGGCAUUUCCAUCGUCUGUUCCAGCAGCAGCAGCAGCAGCAGCAGCAGCACCGGCGGACCGUUAGCUCCAUCGAGCGGCGCCGGCGCCCGCAUCCUUSCAAUGGUGGUCGAUGGGACCACCGUCGUUGCACUGGAUCCGGCAACGGGGGGAGUGGUCUGGGAACACGAUCCGCUGCGGGUGCGAGACGGGCUUCCGGCAAAGGGGAWCGGGACCGGAACCGAGGAGGAACCACCAAACACCGGGGCCGGGAGGAAACGUCCCUCCCUGGUAUCCCUCGCCGUGCACCACCACCGGUGCUCCCCGCCCGGCUCCAGCGCGGACAGACUACUGGUUGGAGACGAUCGGGGGUCCGUCCACGUCAUCGAGUGCGGUCCGUUGGGCAACGACGCGGAACCACCGGUAAGCCUCUCGCAGCGGUCCUAUUCCUUUCGCGACGAAGAUKCUCAAGGGGGAAGGAGAGGCGAGAACGGAAGCAACCGUCGCUACCAGACCUCGCUCUGGGUCGAUCACGUGGCCUGGGACGGCAAUGGGCGCUCUUUCGCGGCCGCCGCGGGGAAGAAACUCAUGAUCAAUGGGAAUACACUGGAAACCAAAGGGACCAUAUACGGCCUGAAAUUUCUUCCCGAGAAAGCCUCGGCGAGUGGGGACAGGGAGACUUCUGCCGGAGACGAAYCUCUCGAGCAACCGCACCAGCUCUUAGCGGUAGCCAUCUAUGGGGGGCUGGUGCUCGUCGAUGCCGGCASCAUGGAGGUUCGGGACCAGGCCUUUGGCAUUGGCAACUCGGCGGUCCUAUCGCUCGCGGUGGCCGGAGACGGAGGCUCCAUCGGGAUCGGCUGCCUCGACAAGCGGCUUCGGGUCUACCGAUGCACUCGCCAAGAAACAAAAACCCCGGUCUGGAAGGCCCUCGACUGGAUCGGCUUUGACGGAAAGGUAACCCAAGCGCUUUUUUCUCCCGGACACCAAAAGCUGGCGGCGCUYGGUGGRUCGAUGCUGGUCGUGCUGGACGCUUCCGGAUCGUCGGAAUGGGGCGAGGCACCGGUGGUCUGCUCGCUCUGGCCACCGAGCCAGCACGGAAGGGACAACGGGCGAGGCCAAACGGGGUCCGACGGGAGCAGGGCCGCCGCCCGGUUUGGGUCCUUUGCCUGGGCCUCCGAGAAUCUUUUGGUAGCUUUUGUGGCAAAGGAGCGCGUGCUGCACGUUUUCGAUGUUCGAAAGACCACCGACGCGGUGCCCAAGAGGUGCCAUCCGGUGGUUGCGACGCCGUUCGAGACAGGCUUUGCCGUCCUGGAAAGCAGCGGCGGCAACAACGACGCGGAAGGAGGAGAACUCCUGGUGUGGGGACAGUCUCAGAUGACCAAGAUGAAACUGGUAUUUCACUGAUCCCUCACACCACACGGUCAACRGCCUAGAAWAAAAACUAUGAGCGCAAGCGAGGCAACGGUCGGAUUGGACAAAAAUACUUGGAAGUCUAAAUCGGGGUGUUAAAAAGUUUUGAAUGAAUGUUACAAUUAAAU